This is a messenger RNA of Sturnus vulgaris (Common starling), 516 nucleotides long. The record is from RefSeq and is a predicted model, not a curated record. NCBI's taxonomy places the organism in Eukaryota, Metazoa, Chordata, Aves, Passeriformes, Sturnidae.
AUGGCAGAGCAGUUGGCUGAGAAUUACCACAACACCUGGGGCCGAAAGAAGAAACUGGAGCUGGAGGCCAAGGGGGGGGGCUCCCACCCGCUCCUGGUGCCCUAUGACACCCUGACGGCCAAGGAGAAGGCUCGGGAUCGGGAGAAGGCGCAGGAGCUGCUCAAAUUCCUGCAGCUGCACGGAUACGCCGUGACCCGGGGGCUCAAGGACAUGGAGCUGGACACUUCGUCCAUCGAGAAACGUUUCGCCUUCGGGUUCCUGCAGCAGCUGCUGCGCUGGAUGGACAUCGCCCAGGAGUUCAUUGCACACCUGGAGGCCGUGGUCAGCAGCGGGAGGGUGGAGAAAUCCCCCCACGAGCAGGAGAUCAAAUUCUUCGCCAAGGUGCUUUGGGGUCUCUAUGGAAUAUUUGGGUUUUUUGGGAUCUUUGUGGGGUUUUGGGGUUCUGACAGGUUUGGGGAGCUCUUUAUGGGUUAUUUCGGGUUCUCUGUGGGGUUUUGGGGUCCGGGGUCCCUCUGA